Messenger RNA from Trachemys scripta elegans, 4995 nucleotides. It is a transcript of the gene YES1, whose product is annotated as YES proto-oncogene 1, Src family tyrosine kinase. The record is from RefSeq and is a predicted model, not a curated record. NCBI's taxonomy places the organism in Eukaryota, Metazoa, Chordata, Testudines, Emydidae. Bases 230 to 1855 code for a protein of 541 amino acids. Gene Ontology annotation, cellular component: extrinsic component of cytoplasmic side of plasma membrane. Gene Ontology annotation, biological process: protein phosphorylation; cell differentiation; innate immune response. Gene Ontology annotation, molecular function: signaling receptor binding; non-membrane spanning protein tyrosine kinase activity; ATP binding. The transcript has 12 exons.
CGGUCGGGAGGGGGAGGUUCCCCGGGCGCAUGGGGCGGCCGCAGCGCCAGUGAAGGCGGGGGAGGCAGGAGGCCGGCCGGGCGGGGGAGCUUCCUCCUCGCAGCGAGUCUCCGUACGCAGAGAGCGUCCGGAUCCCUCCUCCCCCCUUCGCUGCCCGGUCCGGCGGCCCCGGGAGGAGCAGGGGGCUCGAGUCCUUCCCCGCCGGAGCGGCUGAGAAGCAGAAGCAACCAUGGGGUGCAUUAAAAGCAAAGAGGACAAAGGUCCAACAAUGAAAUAUAGAACUGAUAACCCUCCAGAACUUGUUAGUUCCCACAUCAGCCAUCAUGGAUCAGAUUCUCUCCAAGCAACACAGUCGCCUGCAAUAAAGGGACCAUCAGUUAACUUUAACAGUCAUUCCAUGACUCCAUUUGGAGGACCUUCGGGGAUGACCCCCUUUGGAGGAGCCUCUUCCUCGUUUUCAGCUGUGCCCAGUCCAUAUCCUAAUAGUUUAACAGGUGGUGUAACUGUUUUUGUGGCCUUAUAUGAUUAUGAAGCUAGAACUACAGAUGAUCUUUCGUUUAAGAAGGGCGAACGGUUCCAGAUAAUAAACAACACGGAAGGAGACUGGUGGGAAGCAAGAUCCAUUGCUACAGGAAAGACUGGUUACAUCCCGAGCAAUUAUGUAGCUCCUGCGGACUCCAUUCAGGCAGAAGAAUGGUAUUUUGGUAAGAUGGGCAGAAAAGAUGCAGAGAGAUUACUUUUAAAUCCUGGGAACCAACGUGGUAUUUUUUUAGUACGAGAGAGUGAAACCACUAAAGGUGCUUAUUCCCUUUCUAUCCGUGACUGGGAUGAGGUCAGAGGCGAUAAUGUAAAACACUACAAAAUCAGAAAACUUGACAGUGGUGGAUACUAUAUCACAACUAGAGCACAAUUUGAUUCUCUACAGAAGUUGGUUAAACACUAUACAGAACAUGCUGAUGGCCUGUGUCAUAAACUAACGACUGUGUGUCCAACUGUGAAACCCCAGACCCAGGGACUAUCAAAAGAUGCCUGGGAAAUACCUAGAGAGUCUUUGCGGCUAGAAGUUAAGCUGGGCCAAGGAUGCUUUGGGGAAGUAUGGAUGGGAACGUGGAAUGGAACCACAAAAGUAGCAAUCAAAACACUAAAACCUGGUACAAUGAUGCCAGAAGCUUUCCUGCAAGAGGCUCAGAUCAUGAAGAAAUUACGACAUGAUAAACUUGUUCCGCUAUAUGCUGUUGUUUCUGAGGAGCCAAUCUUCAUAGUCACUGAAUUCAUGACAAAAGGUAGCUUACUAGACUUCCUUAAAGAAGGAGAAGGGAAAUGCUUAAAACUUCCACAGUUAGUUGACAUGGCUGCUCAGAUUGCUGAUGGCAUGGCGUACAUUGAAAGAAUGAACUACAUCCACAGAGACCUUCGGGCAGCUAACAUUCUUGUAGGAGAUAAUCUUGUGUGUAAAAUUGCAGAUUUUGGUUUAGCAAGGUUAAUAGAAGACAAUGAGUACACUGCCAGACAAGGAGCCAAAUUUCCAAUUAAAUGGACAGCUCCUGAGGCAGCAUUAUAUGGUCGGUUUACAAUCAAAUCUGAUGUGUGGUCUUUUGGAAUUUUGCUGACAGAACUGGUAACAAAGGGUAGAGUGCCAUAUCCAGGGAUGGUGAAUCGUGAAGUUCUGGAACAAGUAGAACGUGGGUAUAGGAUGCCUUGCCCACAGGGCUGUCCAGAGUCUCUCCAUGAAUUAAUGAAACUGUGUUGGAAGAAGGACCCUGAUGAAAGACCAACAUUUGAAUAUAUUCAGUCUUUCUUGGAAGACUACUUCACUGCUACAGAACCACAGUACCAGCCUGGAGACAAUUUAUAAGCCAACAACCUACAUAACAUGCACAAAUCUGCCAAAUGUAAAGGACUUUCGAAGGGUUCCUUGCUUCUUUAAAGGAAUCAAAGGAAAGAAAAUCUUCACUCUGCAUGCUUUUAAUGGCAAACUGGAAUUCCAUACUACAGUUGCACAAAACCACUUUUAAACUGUUAUACCCUAAUUUACCAAUGAUGUGAUUUUCCCCCCCCGCCAACCCCCCAACUGAUUUCAGGGUCCAAAAGGAGUUUGCUGAAAUUACUCAGUGGUAAAGUGAGUGUUGGCCUGACCAUUACUAGGAAAAAAAAAAAAAACCCUAACAUUUAAUAAUACAUUCUGUUAAAGGGAGAAUUGUCUUAAAUUACAUGCGAGCUUGGGGUGGAAAACAUUUUAAACAAAGGAACUUUAUGGGACCAAACAAUUCCAUUCCAGUUCUAUAAAAUUUCCUGUGUUCAGAAUUAGAUGGACUUUUCCCUUAAAGAUGGUACAGCCAUAUCUGAGAUACUGAUAGUAAUCUUCAGUUUAAGCUUCCUCUUGCAUGGACUUAAUUAGGAUAGACAAGGUUAAAACAGAAAUUUAAACAGUGUAUGACAAACUUGAUUAAAUGCUAGACCUCAGUAGUGGAAUUGGAGAGCAUAAUGCACUGUGUUCAUAUUUGUAUUAAUGUAACUGGAAAGUAGCAUGAGAGAUUUUUCAUUUUUAUUUUUUUCUGCAUAGUUAAGAAUAAUGAAGAUAACUAUAAAAUGAGGUAAUAUUUUAUAAAGUUGUGUUGAUAAAAUAUGAUAAAGUUUGAACUUGAAACCAUACAGUACAAUCAGAGGGACAAUUCUCUAAUCUUUUAAGUUCCAGUCCUACAAUGAGCUCUGUGUGGGAAGACUACCUAAACAAAGCUCAUUGCAAGAUCAAGAUCUUAGCUGGUAAAUGGUCACCUUUAGACAGUACACAUUAAAACACAGAUUUGGUACUGUGAGAUGUGGCUAGUAUGUAUUAACAGUGAUGGGUGCCACAAAUGUAAAACGACACUAGUUCAGGGAUUUGAUUGCACUUUUGCUUUUCUUGACUAUAAAGACUCUUACACACACAAUUAUUUAAGUGAGAAUAAAUAGGAGAAGAAAAUGUGAAGGCCUAAAAAUUAGAGGGAUAAAGUAUAUUUAAUAUUGACAUAAUACAGUGAUGACAAACCUUUGCUGGCAUUCAGCUCAGCUCACACUACAUCUACGAUAUUUUCUUCAACUACUGAUAUAUUAAGCAAUAACUUCAUGUCCUCUGUUCAUCUGGUGGCAUGAAGUUUGGAUUUUCAAAUUAAGCUAACAUACUUUAAUUAUUAAACUAAAUAGUUUUCUCUAGUAUCAUGAUGAUGAUCAUACUAUCCGUGUAGCACUAUCUGACAAAUGAAUUUCAUGCAUGUGGGCAAUAUAGUUCUGGUACUAAAAAUUGUUUUUCACAUGUUUACACUACGUUCUUCAUACUAAAUCUCUCCACUAAAUGGAACUUUGUAAGAACAGUGCCAUCAUUUUGAUUUUCCCUUAUCUUCUAUACAUGUGUGAUUAUCAAAUUUUAAAAGGGCUUUAUGUAAAAAACCAAGAACACUAUAUGGAAUUGUAAUUUUUUUCUAAAUAUUUUAAAAUGGGUAACAUGAUCGUACAAGUUUAUGUAUUAAUACAGUUACAAUAAAAAUGCCAGAAAAUGGUGCUGGCAUUAAUUGGAUUUUAAUGACUGAAUGGAACAGUUCCUUGUAAUAACAUUUGUAUAGUAAAGAAAUAAAACACUAACUUAAUGAGUUUGUUCAUUGUAAAUGGUUGUGUAUUAUAGAACUCCUCCAGAAAGAGCUUCUGUAUGUAUAUGAAAUUUUUAUUUUUAAUCAUCUUUCACCUCAAGACAUUGAUAUGGAUCUUACCCUAACACAAAGUUCAAAUUCACGUUUUUUAUAUAAUCGUAAUAAGUUUAAUUAUGUAAUUAAGUAUUUUUAUAAAGUAUGGCAUUGUGGAAUUCUUUUGCAGAAUUGGUUUAAAAUAAAUUUCUCCCUCAUUGCACCUGAUUUAUUUAAAAAAAGAUAAAAUAGUUUGGUUUCAAAACUACUUCAUCUGCUUGCUGCUUUUUGGAGGAAAAUUUUUUGAAGCUGCAGAGACUUGAGUUCUGAUCCUCCCUUCCCCCCCCCGCCCCCCCGUUGAAGCUAUUUUUAAUAUACUUUUUGAGAGAUUUGAAUUGUGGUGUGUUUAAAUCUAUUGUGAAAGUGAAGAUUUUUCUAGAGCACUUCAGAACUUCUUAGUAGUGAUCAUUUAGAACAAAUCCUAUCUAAUCUUACAACUCUGGCCCCAUACAAGGAACAGGUAUUAUGUGAAUUCCCAUAAGAGAAAUUCCAAAGUAAACAAAAUCCUCUAGUUGGGCAUCACCUUACUACAGACAAGCAUUUUUUGGCUCUCUUGUACCUUAUCUGUUGUCAACAGCCAUUAUUGAUUUCUGUGUAAUUGUUCUUGGAAGUCAUAAAUCCGCUCUUGUGAUAGACAUAACCGUGUUCCUAAAGUUAAGAAACACUGUCACUAUGACCACUGUCAUUCAGUGGGCACUGGCAGCCAAUCCCAAAUUCCCAACUGCAGAGGAGGGCCACUGUAUAUUAAGACUGUACUACUCAAAAUGUUUUCUAAGCUACAUCAAACAAUUCUAAUAUAAAAUUACAAAACAAAAGAUUCUUUCUACACAAGUUAUAAGCUGCGAAGUUUACCAUAUUUUUAGUAUUUCCUGUAGUGUAUCAAUGUUUAUUUUUUAUUAUUGAUUUUUAAAUGGGAACAAUUAUGUAAUAUUUCUGGUAAAAAUUGUACUCAAAUCAUUGUUCAUCAGUUUUGUCAUAUACUUCUUUUGUGGAAGACUUUCAAACUGUUUCUAUCAUGCAGUGUUCUCAAGCUUUAGUAUUUUUAUAUUACUUUUGAGUAAUUAAAGUUCCAAAAGUACAAACGUUGUGUAUGUGCCUACUCUUUAGAGAAAAUAAGUAGCUACUUUAGCAUAGUUAUAAAAAGGGCCUUGUAUAUUCCUGAGUCUUGCAGCUAUGGAAUUGUACCCCUCAUAUAGUAUUGUGCCAUAGUGGUUUUUUUUCUUGUUUGUAGCUCUCAUGGGUUGUGAAGAGGACCUCGAAAAGGUAAACAAAACAUAAA